AUAAUAUUUAGUGAUUAAAUAUAAUUCAUAUAACUAUUUAAAAUUAAACUUUAAUGCAUUGUUAACAGCAACGACGAAUCCCAAAUUCCCAAACUACAAUAAUACAUCACGGAAAUAUUGCACGAUUGCUUGACCUUAAGUAUCUAGCCUGUUUCUAUCUGCAAUCUGUUGAGUUUCUAUCUAAUUGGUUGGACAGUUGAGUUCGAAAUACGAGCUGGCUAAACUUAUACAACGUCAAAUUGCCAAUGAAGAUAGUUUUCGCCUAUAAAAUUUACUAUAAUUUUUGAAGUUGAAAGGCUUGGAUAGUCCAUUAACAUCAUCCAUUUAUUGUCCAUCGUUUGAAGGGGAAUCUUUUUGUGGCGAAUCACGUGAAAUGAAUAAAGUAGAUAAGGAAGUCUACAUUGAAAAUUUCGACUAUCCAAACACUGAUGAUGUAGGAAAAUAUGAAAAACUCUCAAAAAUUGGGCAAGGAACGUUUGGAGAAGUGUUUAAAGCAAGACACAAAAAGACGAGAAAAUUAGUUGCAUUAAAAAAAGUGUUGAUGGACAAUGAGAAGGAAGGGUUUCCGAUAACAGCGUUAAGAGAAAUCAAGAUAUUGCAGUUGUUGAAGCAUGAUAACGUUGUGAACUUGUUAGAAAUAUGCAGAACAAAAGCCAAUCAUCACAACAAGUAUCGGAGUAUGUUUUACUUGGUCUUUGACUUUUGUGAUCACGAUUUAGCCGGGUUGUUGUCAAAUGUGAAUGUUAAGUUUUCUCUUGGUGAAAUAAAAAAAGUAAUUCAACAAUUGCUAAAUGGAUUAUAUUACAUCCAUACGAAUAAGAUUUUGCAUCGUGAUAUGAAAGCUGCCAACGUUCUUCUUACAAAACAAGGCGUUUUAAAAUUAGCUGAUUUUGGACUUGCACGAGCUUACAGCAUACAAAAGAGUGAACCAAAUAGGUAUACCAACCGUGUUGUGACGCUGUGGUACAGACCGCCAGAGUUGCUCUUGGGGGAACGCAAUUAUGGUCCUGCUGUGGACAUGUGGGGCGCUGGUUGCAUAAUGGCUGAGAUGUGGACACGGUCCCCCAUAAUGCAAGGAUCCACCGAGCAGCAGCAGAUUACUCUGAUAUCUCAGCUCUGUGGCUCCAUUACACCAGAGAUUUGGCCUGCGGUUGAGAGCCUUGAACUUUAUGCGAAGUUAGAACUUCCUAAAGGUCAAAAGCGGAAGGUGAAGGAAAGGCUAAAAUUUUACGUAAAAGAUGGCUGUGCUUGUGAUCUACUCGACAAAUUGUUAACGUUGGAUCCUUCGAAACGAUUGGAUGCGGACACUGCACUGAAUCACGAUUUUUUCUGGUCUGACCCUAUGCCGUGCGACCUAAAGCCCAUGCUACAAACUCAUUCGCAGUCCAUGUUCGAGUAUCUCGCACCUCCGAGGAGGUCAGGAGGUCCACAUCAUGUCCGACCCCAGCCUCAACUGACGACACAAAUGAAACCACCAGCAGACGUGGGAUAUCAUGACCGUGUAUUCUAAUUUAGUACCUAGUUUUAUAUGUUGUCCUUAUAGCAGAUUAAUCUGUUUUUCCUCGAAAUCCCUAGCGCAGCUCGUCAUGACUAAUUAUAAGCAUCUUUUUGUAAUAAGUUUUUAGUUCGUUUAAUUGCAAGUAGACUAGUUAGUAUAGUAGAAUUCCAAAAAUUAUAUUGUUAUGCAUGGAUUCAAAUACCAUAUCUCAAUCUUAUUAAACUAUAUAGUACUCUUUAUUUGUUAAAUAAAUGAAU
Messenger RNA from Folsomia candida, 1755 nucleotides. It is a transcript of the gene Cdk9, whose product is annotated as cyclin-dependent kinase 9. Gene Ontology annotation, cellular component: nucleus. The record is from RefSeq and is a predicted model, not a curated record. Gene Ontology annotation, molecular function: cyclin-dependent protein serine/threonine kinase activity; ATP binding. Gene Ontology annotation, biological process: protein phosphorylation. Bases 374 to 1510 code for a protein of 378 amino acids. The transcript has 9 exons. NCBI's taxonomy places the organism in Eukaryota, Metazoa, Arthropoda, Collembola, Entomobryomorpha, Isotomidae.